Messenger RNA from Acyrthosiphon pisum (pea aphid), 2249 nucleotides. Its product is annotated as ubiquitin-conjugating enzyme E2-17 kDa. The record is from RefSeq and is a predicted model, not a curated record. The transcript has 2 exons. NCBI's taxonomy places the organism in Eukaryota, Metazoa, Arthropoda, Insecta, Hemiptera, Aphididae. Bases 400 to 855 code for a protein of 151 amino acids.
CGAAAUCGAUACGAUAGUACGGUACCAACAAUCGCGACCACCGCCGAAUAUCGAUAACGUCAACGCAAUAACACAUCGAAGACGUAUCGUAAAAUUGCGUUUCAGAGUCACAACAGAUAAUGAGGAACGACUGGCCCGCCGUUCUAUAGUUUUCAGUUUUGACUUUUGUUGGCUGUCUGGGCACCCCAGAUAUAAAAUAGUAUUAAUAAUAAACUCAAUAAUAGGUAAUAAGUACCUAUAAAAAAAAUAAAUAAUAAGCUAUAUCCGUGCCUGGACAACCACCGCCGCCGUCCGCCGACCACCGUCGUCCAGUCGUCGAGACUCCAGAGCCGUUCGCACUUUUGCAGUGACCGUCGUCGUCGGUUUGUUUUUAUUGAAACAUAAAAGUUACCAUUUAUCAUGUCAACACCUGCCAGACGUAGACUGAUGCGAGACUUCAAAAAAUUACAAGAAGAUCCACCUGCAGGUAUCAGUGGCACACCCACUGAUAACAAUAUCAUGCUGUGGAAAGCUGUGAUAUUUGGACCACAUGAUACUCCAUUUGAAGAUGGCACAUUUAAAUUGACAAUAGAAUUUACUGAAGAAUAUCCUAACAAGCCUCCAACAGUUAGAUUUGUUUCAAAAAUGUUUCAUCCAAAUGUCUAUGCAGAUGGAGGCAUUUGUCUUGAUAUAUUACAGAAUCGCUGGAGUCCUACUUAUGAUGUAGCUGCUAUUUUGACAUCCAUUCAAUCGCUUCUUAGUGAUCCUAAUCCUAAUUCACCAGCUAAUUCUAUGGCUGCCCAAUUGUAUAAGGAGAAUCGCAGAGAGUAUGAGAAAAGAGUGAAGAUGUGUGUGGAGCAAAGUUUUAUUGAUUAGAAAGCUAAUUAUUAUUUUUAAACAUACUUUUAAAGAAAUAGCUGUCUGUGUGUUACUAGUUCUUUUAAACUUUAUGAUUGAAUUUUUACCAUGGUUAUUACUAUUAUUCCAGUGCAUUGAAAGAAUAAUUUCAUAUGAAAUUUUUUUUUUUUUUGCAUAAAUGUAUGUUUAUUGAAUUAUUUUAUUUAAUGGUAUAUAUUAUUUAAAUAUAUUGACGCAAGUGAAAUAUGAUUAUUGUAACUAAUUUAAAUGUUUUGUAAUGUUUAACUUUAUAAUCUUAAUUCAUAUUCCAAAAAAGUUUUUUUUAUUUCUAUGUAAUUUUGCAUUUUGAUUUGUAUUUUUCCCAUUUUUAUAAGUUAAUAGUUAGCUUUAUAUCAAAAUGUAUUUUUGUAUUUUUUUUUUUGCUUAUAUUAUUGUAAAAUGUAUUAUUAAUUAUUUUUUUUAUCCAUUAUAUAAUUAUUGAACACAUGACCGAGUUAUAUUAUAUUUACUAUCAUGUAAACAGUUUGAGUAGUUAUUUACUUAAAUUAAUUUAAUUAUAUUACAAAGAGUAAAAAAUAAUCAGAACUUGUUUUAUGGUAUUACAUACAUUUCAAUAAUCAAAUAUGUACUAGAGUUAAUAAAUUUAAUAUUAAAAAUAAUACUGAAAUAGCUCAUUAUAUCAUAAUAUCGUUUAUAAAUAUCUGAAAAGUUAAUGUAUUUUAAUGAAUAUUUGUAAAUUGUAAAAGUUCUUUGUUAGAAGUUUAUAUUGUAAACAAACUUAUUAACAUGAUGUAUGGUUAAAUAUCUCAAAUAUAGAACUUCACAAUGUAUAUGAUAGUUUAUAUUGUCAUGUUAGAGUCAAAUACGCUGACUAUUUACUCUGAUUUUAAUAUAUAAUUAAACAUUAGUUUAAAAUAUAAGACAUAGACACAUUUAUAAAUUGUGGGUUAAUAACUAUUGGUAGUUGUACUAUUGUACCUAUUUGUUUAAUUUAGAGUACUUAAACAUUUUGUGGUAUUAACUAUAAAUUAAAUGAAUGUAAAAAAUGUAUUAACAGCUUUAAUGCUGUAUUUUAUAAGUAAAAUUGUACAAAUUACUUUGCAGGAAUACACGUAUGUUUAUAUAUAUAUAUAUAAUAUGUACGUUUAUAUCUAUAUUGGUAAUAAAAUAUUUUUAAAAUUACUAAUUUGUAAUGAUUAGGGUCUGUAUUUGUAUGCAAAAAAUAUUGUAGAAUAUGCACAAAUUUACACAAACCGCAUUUUAUAUUUAUUUUAUGCCUGAAAAUAUUUGGAAUAUGGUAUAAAUUUUUUUUAAGAUACGAGUAUAGGUACAUGUUGUACCUAUUUUGUUGUAAUCUAUUUUUAAUUAUGUUUAAUUAAUUUAGUAUUGUACAAUAAAUAUUAAGAAGAUAA